UUCUGGCAGGAGCUGAAGAAGACAGCUGUGUUUGGUGUGGUAUUUUUAAACGCAUCAAUGCUGCUCCAAUCCCCGCGCCUCGCCUGACCUAUUUUUAGCCAGGGCUGGCCAUUGUUCUAUUUCUGUCACCUGUGGGCCACGCAGUUGUUGAUUCACAUGCAAAUGAAGCUUGCUCCCUCCCUGGCUUUCGUUACUGCCUCAGCGAGGUGCUCAGUGCACAGUACACGGCUUUACUUGCAACUCAGCUUUACAUUUUUCUCAGUCUCUGCUCAGACACUUUGCUGAGGAGAGAAAAAGCCACAGACUGGAGAGAAAUAGAGAGAGAAGCAGAUAAGAAAAAAAAGCUGGACUUGCCAUCUUCUCCUAAAACUGUGUUAGUGUUUGGAUCAGACUGAAGCAGGACACCGGGAGAGUGGCAGCCCUGCAGUGUGCAGUUUCUGUUAUUGCUCUACAGUGCGAGUGGUUUAUCAGACAAGGAGGCACAGGGAGGGAGAGAGCUGCUUGUUGUCGUGGUCUCUCCCCUGAGUGGCUUAGGGGUGGCUCUUGGUGACAGGAAACGCAAGGCUUGCAAUGAGACCUGAGCGCUGAGUGGAGUAUGCUGCAGACGAUUUACGAGGGCGAGUCAAGUUUCUCCACAACAGAACGGCGCGUUGGACACCAGCAGCUCCCCUACCAGAGCAAGAUGCACAACGUGAACAACUCAGUGGACAUUAAGCCAGACGUGCCAUUGGCUGUGGAGCCCUUAUCUCCGUUGGAUCUGCGCACUGAUCUGAGGAUGCUAGGGCCAGGCUCGGACCCGGGACUGUGGGAGAGGCAGCUGCAACAGGAGCUGCUCCUCAUUCAGAAGCAGCAGCAGAUCCAGAAGCAGCUACUUAUCAGCGAGUUCCAGAAGCAGCAUGAGAAGUUGACCCGUCAGCACCAGGCUCAGCUCCAGGAGCACCUCAAGCUCCAGCAGGAGCUCCAGGCCAUGAAACAGCAGCAGGAACUUGCAGAGAAGGAGCGUCGUCUGGAGCAGCAGCAGCAGCAGCAGCAGAACCAGCAGGAGAAGGAGCAGGAGAGGCAUCGGCGAGAGCAGCAUGUUUCCAGCCUGAUCCUCAGGGGCAAGGAGCGCUCCCGAGAGAGUCUCACAGGUGCGGUGGCCAGUACCGAGGUGAAGCAGAAACUCCAAGAGUUUCUGUUGAGCAAAUCAGCAAAGGACCCUGCCAGCAAUGGAGUGAAUCAUUCUUUCAUCCACCACCCAAAACUCUGGUCCUCUCACCACACAUCACUGGACCAAAGUUCUCCACCUCUGGGCGGCACAUCCCCCACCUGCCAGUACACUCUGCCAUCACCCAUAGAGAGCAAGGACGACUUCCCCUUGAGGAAGACAGCCUCUGAGCCCAACCUGAAGGUACGAUCCAGGCUGAAGCAGAAGGUAGCAGAAAGAAGGAGCAGCCCGAUGCUCAAGAGAAGAGAUGGAAACAGCAUGACUCCUUACAAGAAGAGGGCUCUGGAGCUAAUGGACUCUACGCCCACUAACAGUGCCCCUGGCUCCGGCCCCAGCUCUCCCAUAGGGGCCUCCAGUGCCUUGGGGGCUGAAAAUGGACCCUCAUCUCUGCCUACUACCACAAAAACUGAGAGAUGGCCUUCACAGCCGAGAUUAUUCCGACCUGAGGGCUCUGUGUCGAUGCUGAGCUUAUACACAUCUCCCUCCUUACCCAACAUCUCCUUCGGGCUUUCAGCUGCUUCCUCACCCAUUAGUGCCAUGGGGUUGAAGGACAGAUCGACAGAAAUCAAGCCUGGGCUGCCUGGGCACCUGCUGGGCCCUGUGCCCCUUCAGACAGGCCUUGAGUCUAAAGUGAGCCCCAGUCACCAGGCUCUCCUCCAGCACCUCCUCCAGAAGGAGCAGAUGAGGCAGCAGAAGAUGCUCUCCACUGGCCAAGGCUCCAUGUCAUCGCACCCUCAGUCCCCUCUGGCCAUGAAGGAUCGCCCCUCCAGUAGUCGGCCUAAACUACCAAAACACCGGCCCUUGAACAGGACCCAGUCUGCGCCGCUGCCUCAGAACACACUGGCCCAACUUGUCAUCCAGCAGCAACACCAGCAUUUCCUGGAGAAACAGAAACAGUACCAGCAGCAGGUCCAUAUAAAUAAGCUGUUGUCCAAGUCCAUUGAGCAGUUACGUCAGCCCAGUGCACACCUGCAGGAAUCAGAGGAGGAGCAGGAGGAGCAGCACAGAGAGCAGACGGAGAGCAUGCAGGAGGACAGGCUGCCCCCUGGAGGAGUCAUCCGGAAGCACACGCUGAGCAGUAGCAGCAGCAGUGGCUCGAGCGGCGAGCUCCCCGACUCUCACUACGGGGUCAUCAAGGUCAAGGAGGAGCCGGUUGAUAGUGAGGAUGAGGCCCUGACCAAUCAAAGCUUAGAGUCAGAGCAGAGCACCUAUCUUCACCAGGUCAAAGGAAGACUGGUGAUAAGAGCCGUGAUCUGAGAGGGAUGAGAUCACACACUCGCAACAUUCGCAGAUAAACAAGUCUCUACAAACAUGCACAUCUACAUCCUUGCAGUUUACACACACACACACACACACACAUUUACACACACACAGCAGCAGUUGCACAGUAGGCCAGCUCUCCCUGUCACGACAUACGACCCCUUUACACUCAGCUGCAGCCUUGCUCGUCCCACACUCUAAGACUCUCUGUUUGUGAUCUUUGUGUAGUGAUCUCUGUAAAAUAUGUACGUUUCACUUUUGUGUAUAUAAUAUGAAGGCAAUUUAGACCGAUCUUUUUAAGAGUUGCUUUGGUCGUCUCGUGUCCGCUCAACUCACAAAAAGUUGUAUGUACAUAUACUGUGGAUUUAGCACCAAAGGUGGUUUGUAGAGGGAAGGUUGAACAGGUGUACAGCUUUGAAGAGCCAACUUAUGUUCCCAUUAUGUACAUUUUUUGCCAUAAAAUAUUUGAAUGCUCUUCUAUCCACAUCAACUUUGCUAGUUAUCAUAAAGCCCUCACAGUGUGUUAAAGAAUUUAAAACAUUACAAACUCCACGGUUCUCAAACAUCUGUGAUGAUCUUCCAUGUUAAGUGGUCUCAGAACUGAAAUAAUAAUGAACAUCUGUCUUAGAGAGAAUGUAAACUUAAAUCUUAACAGGGGAUGCUCCCUUAGGGCAGACUUUUGCGUUAGGAGUGAUAUUGCCAUUGGAAUAUGGUCCACUGCUCAUAUUGCAAUUUGAAGGAUAAAGCACUAAAUCCCCGCUUGGGUGUGCAGGUAUCUCCCAUCACACCCCGAGUCUCUCUGUCUCUCUCUCUCAUUGCAGUCCCAGAGCCAGGGCCCUGUGUUAAGUCGAGCUCUCCUCCCUCUCUCCCUCUGGGUCCAAAUCAAAGCUCGGUGGGUUCCUGCCCAGCUUUCAGCAGAGGAGUCAGACAGAGAGAAAGAGAGAGAGGGCCGGGCAGGAAAUGCCUUCUAGAAGCCAGGACUUGGAGUGAUUCAUGUGUGCAGGAAUGUUGAGAGAGGAGGACCUAGGGUUGGAGGAGUCCAAGGGGCCAGGCUUGAGAAUUGAUUUACUGUCAAGGCGAAUUACAAAGUGAGUGGGGAUAUGGUUAAGGGAGUCCCUUUUAAAGGGAAUCGCUUCCUUUGUAUUCCCGAGUGGCAUGCUUACCUCAACAUGCAGGUUUGAUGUUACUUCAAUAAAAAAACCCUGGAUGGGACCUUGCUUCUUUUUUUUUUUUUUGGAGCCUGUUUUCCCCUGAAAGUGCCCAUUGCGACAUGUAGAGUCUGUCUUAAAGUCAAAUGUAUUGCAUAGCCGUAAACCUUCCUGUUGCAUUUGUACCGUCGACUAAAUGUAAAAAAAGCUAGUAUUAGGUUCUGUGUUUGGAUUCAUGUGAAAAUCAAAACUGUCUGUCUUAUACUGUACAUUCACAUUGUCCGGUUUUAAUGUUUUUAGUGUAAGUAAACACAAUCAGAACAAUGUGAGUCUUGUUGUCUUGCUCCUUUGAUUUGGUUGUAAGGAGAACCCCUUUGCUGCCAGUGGGGGGUGGAGGGGGGUUGGGGGUCCUGUGGUCUGUUCAUAGCAGUUUGCAUUUCUUCUCUUUUUUUGCCUUGUGUGAUAAACCUUUCUUUUUUUAAAUAAAGUUCAUUUACCUCUUC
Molecule: messenger RNA, 4118 nt
Organism: Siniperca chuatsi (mandarin fish)
Lineage: Eukaryota; Metazoa; Chordata; Actinopteri; Centrarchiformes; Sinipercidae
Gene: hdac9b
Product: histone deacetylase 9b
Exons: 11
Coding region: 596-2464 (622 amino acids)
Biological process (GO): chromatin organization
Cellular component (GO): histone deacetylase complex
Molecular function (GO): histone deacetylase activity
Source: RefSeq, a predicted model, not a curated record